Molecule: messenger RNA, 1641 nt
Organism: Cuscuta campestris
Lineage: Eukaryota; Viridiplantae; Streptophyta; Magnoliopsida; Solanales; Convolvulaceae
Source: the annotation of a GenBank genome assembly
UGAAAUUGAGUUUUCCUUCUCUUUUUCAAGAAAACCUCCAAAUGCUUCUCCGAUCAUCUCCUCCGCUACAGACUCAGCUGUCCUCAUUUCAUCUCAAUUUCUAGGGUUCAAACCCGAAUUAAUCUCUACUAAAUCACCCGCAAUGGCCGAAGAAAUGAAUCACUCUCAAUGUCUUAGAACUAUGGCGGCUGAACUCUAAAGCCGCCGCGGCCAGAUUCGAAUCCGACGCGAAGGUGACCGGAGCAGUACAGAGGCUGGAUGAUGAGGAGAAAGAGGAAAUCCCGACGGAGAUAGACACCGUGAAAUGCUCCGGCGGGUUCUCGGUGGUGAUAGUUUAUUAAUAUCAUAGAAGUGGAUUUUAUCUCUUGCAUGGGUUUACAAGCCUUCUUUUCUAUUUAGAGGGUGUUUGGGAGUGUGUUUGAAAAGAACUUUUGAGCUUGGACUUCAUUGAAACACAAUUUUAAGUGUUUUCCAAUCAGCUUCAGAUUAUGGAUUGUGGUUUUAGAAGUGUAAAUUAUGCUCUAAAAGUGAUUUUCGCCAAAGCUCGGAGUAAUUGCUUUCCACUUCUGAUUUAAGACAUAUGCUUUUUCAAGACUCACCGCACUCACAGACACUGCCUCCCUAUUGUCCCAAAUUAAUCUUAGCUUUUCCCUUUAUGGUCCUUUGUGAUUCAUCUCAAGGAAACAAACAUUUGGUCCAAUCGUUUGAUGUUGCAUUUUUUGUCUUUCCUUAAAAGAUAAAUCCCAACCAUACAAAUUCUCGUUUCCUUAUAAGUGUGUGAAGUCCAAAUAUCAAAAUUUAACCUAGGAUGGAGUACCAUUUAACCAACAUCUAAGUCCAAGCAUAGACAUCAUAUAUGUUGUUCUAGUAAAUAGGAUAUGGCUCUAACAUCCUAAAAUCUUAUAUGUUGUUCUUUUAACAGGGUCAUUCUGUUUAUUUCGUUCAUCAACGAUCUAAUCGUGCUGCCGUGUCCGAGUGGUUAGCAUUUGGUUUAUCUUUUUCCACUUUGGUGUUAUUACAAUAGGCCUUCACUUGCAGUUGGGAAGCAAACAGUUAUGGGUAUCAUGGUGAUGAUGGGUUGCUUUAUCGGGGGUACGGGAAGGGGGAGGCAUUUGGCCCAACUUAUACAGCCGGUGAUACUGUUGGCGGAGGCAUUAAUUAUGCAUCACAGGAACUCUUUUUCACGAAAAAUGGGACAAUAGUAGGAACAGUUUCGAAGGAUGUAAAAGCACCAUUAUUUCCAACCGUAGCUGUUCACAGUCAAAAUGAAGAGUAUGAAGAACAUUCAUGGUUACGGUGAACUUCGGAAAAGAUCCAUUUGUAUUCGAUCUAAAGAAUUGUUCGCUCCUACUUGCAACAUUAUGGCUAUGAAGCUGCAAAUGUUUGAUAUCAAGGUGAAGGCUUCCAUUUACGCCGCAUUCGUUACAAUGGUAAGAAUGAGGUUUAAAAGCUUCUCUGCAGGGGCCAAACAUUAGAUUUGUUUAAACCAUUUUAGUUUCAGGUUUUCUUGAUCAGAACUAUAGGUGUACAGUUUCCUUUUCUUCUUCUUUUUUUGUGGGGGAUUAUAUUGUGUGUGACAUUACAAGAAUCUACUCCAACUUUUGAAUUGAUUAGCUCAUUUGUGCCUUGCUUUGUUAAUUU